This is a messenger RNA of Wyeomyia smithii (pitcher-plant mosquito), 378 nucleotides long. RefSeq lists its product as uncharacterized. The transcript has a single exon. NCBI's taxonomy places the organism in Eukaryota, Metazoa, Arthropoda, Insecta, Diptera, Culicidae. The record is from RefSeq and is a predicted model, not a curated record. Bases 1 to 378 code for a protein of 125 amino acids.
AUGGGAAACAAAAACGAUGUGAGCAAUUAUCGUGGCAUCACCUCGCUCUGUGCUGUUGCCAAACUGCUCGAGCUUGUCAUGAGCACUGACCAACAUGGAUUCACAGCCGGUCGCUCCAUCGACACUAAUUUGCUUUGCCUCAAUUUGUACAUCAGUGACAGUAUGGUAAAACGUGCUCAGACGGUUGUCAUUUACGCUGACUUGACAGCUGCUUUCAAUAAACUGAACCAUCGCUUAGCCAUUGCAAAACUUGACAAUCUUGGAAUCAACGGGAAUCUUUUACUAUGGUUUCAAUCGUAUCUUACCGUUCGCCGUCUAACCGUUGCUAUUAGGGAUUGCCAAUCCCUACGUCUGGAAUAUCGCAGGGAAGUCACUUAG